AUGAAGAAGGUUGCGUUUGUACUCACUGCUCUGAAGCCGGUUGUCUCUGAAGCCUCGACCGACAAAGACAAGGAGACUGAACGCGAAAAGCAACAGAAGGACUUGGACUCCUGGGUGGAAAACGAUUUCCUCUGUAAGAAUUUUAUUCUUAACGGUUUAUCUGAUGAUCUUUAUGACUAUUAUAAUUCAAACAAGUCAGCAAAUGAAAUUUGGGAGGCGCUGCAAAAGAAAUAUGAUACAGAAGAGGCGGGGACUAAGAAAUACUUUGUCAGUCGCUACCUGAAGUAUCAAAUGGUGGACGACGAAUCUGUGGAGGCCCAAUCUCACGAAAUUCAGAAAAUUGCGUACGAGAUUAUCUCAGAAGUUAUGACCCUUGAUGAACAGUUUCAAGUUGUUUUAAUUGACAAAUUACCUCCUUCCUGGAAGGAUUUUAAAAAUGUUCUCAGGCAUAAGACUAAGGAAUUUUCCUUAGAGAGUUUGAUCACCUGCCUUCGUAUCGAGGAGGAAGCAAGGAAACAAGAUCAGAAAGAAGAGGUGCUUGUUGUCUCUAACAGUAACCCCAAGAAGUCCACACCUACGGUUUUGAAGCCAAAUAGCAAAAAUUUUAAGAAUCAGAACCGCAACUCGAAUUCAAAUUCCAACCGCAACAACUAA
This is a messenger RNA of Humulus lupulus (European hop), 654 nucleotides long. RefSeq lists its product as uncharacterized. NCBI's taxonomy places the organism in Eukaryota, Viridiplantae, Streptophyta, Magnoliopsida, Rosales, Cannabaceae. The coding region runs from base 1 to 654 and encodes 217 amino acids. The record is from RefSeq and is a predicted model, not a curated record. The transcript has a single exon.